AUGGCUUCUUCAUCCUCUACAGAGUUCGCCCAAGUCAAGAAAGAAUAUGACGAGCAAGCACCUUCGUACAAUGCCCUCCUGAAACUUCCCUUUGGAGUCCUGGAGUCUCAACUCUUUAUAUCAGCGGCAGCUGGCGAUGGAUUCUGUAAGAAUGCAUCUGUUCUUGACCUUGGUGGCGGAACGGGCCUUCGUGCGCGCCAGGUGCUCGAAGCCGGUGCAGCGAGAGAAAGCGGUCGGCUUCGCUGGUUUCACGGGGACGUCUCCAGGCCGCUCUUUGGCGAGCAAGGAGUUGUUGGACUCUGCCCGCCCUACGACCUGGUCAUGGCAAACUGGAUUUUCGACCAUAUCGACAGCCCCGAUGUUCUCAAGGCUUUGUGGCGCAAUAUUGCCGCCGCGGUGCGUCCGGGCGGUCGGUUUGUGGGCGUGCGAGCUUGUGAUCCGCGUUGUGAGGCCAUGAAAACCGGCAAAUACGGACCGACUUGCCAGGACUUUGUUGAGUUUUCAGGUGGGAUCUACUAUAGUUCUACAAUCCCCGUGUCCGGGGCCCCGUCGGUCCAUCUCGAGAAUGCGUCGCUUGAGGUGAGCUACUCCGGCUCCACGGAGAUGCAUGAACGCUACGGUUUCUGCGAUGUCAAGAGCGAGCCAUGCGAGAAUGCUGAGAUUGUCAAAUCAGAUCCCGGAUUCUGGCAAUUAUGGAUUGAACGUCCAGGUUUUGUGGUUGUGAAGGCACAGAAGAGGUUGAAUCGGCAGCAAUGA
This is a messenger RNA of Neoarthrinium moseri, 756 nucleotides long. RefSeq lists its product as uncharacterized. The record is from RefSeq and is a predicted model, not a curated record. The transcript has 2 exons. Bases 1 to 756 code for a protein of 251 amino acids. NCBI's taxonomy places the organism in Eukaryota, Fungi, Ascomycota, Sordariomycetes, Amphisphaeriales, Apiosporaceae.